Ambispora gerdemannii is the source of this 173-nucleotide messenger RNA. Lineage: Eukaryota; Fungi; Glomeromycota; Glomeromycetes; Archaeosporales; Ambisporaceae. The record is from the annotation of a GenBank genome assembly.
AUGACAUAUGUAAAAUGUACUGAUAUCUGUGAUUACUGGUCUAUUAAAUCAGAAACAGAUGUACCAGCAAACGAUGAUCUCUUUUAUUUUGCACGGCAAUUUCAUGAUGCGUUUAAUGACAAUCUCAUUAAAGCUAUUGUACCCGGUGCUUACCUUUGUAUCGAUGAAUCAAU